ACAAAGAACUGGGUUUGUCCAAAAGUUGGCUGCAGUAGUAGUUGUUGCAUAUUUCUCAGAUUUACUUGGAUGUGACCCUCGGGUUUCUGGCAAUGCUCAAAACGGGGAGUGCAUUGUAGUAAAACAGAGAAACAUUUUCAGAGAAGGUUUCAAUUCAGAGAAUUUAGAGGCAGGGCGGAGAACAGAAAGCAGAAGCACUCACCCUUCUUGGAGCCAGGGGUUAAAAAGUGUGAAGACGGGCAAAUCUUUUUCUAGCUUCAGAACAGCACAGUGCAUUUCCGGAGAUAAAGCUUGUGCACUAAUAAACUUUCCAGUUGUCACAAGCCGCCUCGUUUUUGUUACAGGAGACCCACGCAGCUACUCCUCUCUAAAUUGCUGAUCACAGGCCUAGGAGACUUCCAGAACCAUGGAGACGCCACUGCCUAUCUGCUUCCUUUCAAUCUUCAUUGUGACAGGUGAGUAGGCUAUGCUGAGAAACUUUUGAGGCUAAAGGGUUUUCAAGCCUUCUAAGAAUAAAUAAAUAAACUAAGACACAGAUAUUUCCUCAACAGAGCAAGCUCAGAAUUAAACAAGGCUUCAUAUACGGCACACAUUGAAAACACAAAACUUCACUGAGGGCAUCUCCAGAACUGGGAACUGUAACUCCAUGAGGAGGAAACUACAGUUCUGAGGAUUUGGCAUUGGGGAUUCAGUACACAAAGUGUUCUUUAAAUAUCUGGUGGGUACGCAGCUGGAGAUAAUUUAGUUCUGAAUGAGUUAGCUGAUUAGUAUUUGUGCCAGUAUAUUGCAAUGGGGAUAGGUAUUGGCACUAUGUCACAUGAAGGGGUGACUUCAGGUUUGCCUACACAUUACAUUGAAUGUACAAUCUCUCUUUCUCUCCAUGAAUAGUUGAGCUGUAUACUUGUAUUCAUAUGUCAUGUUGAACAAGUGUGGACUUGGUCUGCCUGUGUACACAAAGGUUGAGCUGUACAAAUAUAGAAGAACCACACAACCACUUGUAUGGUACAUAGAGAUGGCAUGUAUCUUAUGGUUACCAGACAUCCCAGUUUCCCAGGGACAGUUCCCGGAUUUACAAAUCUGUCCCUGGACAAAAUCCGUCCCCGGAAUGUCCCCGGAUUUCAUUUAAUGUCCCCAGAUUUCUAUGUUAAGUGGUGUAGAUUUAUUAGUAGGGAAUGAAUGUUGCAUGAUUGGUUCAACGGCACAAGACACAUCAUAUGGGGACUUCCGGUGAGGCAAAAUGGUGGGUGCCACAGCAGUGAGCAGCUCCUGAAGCUAGCCAGAGCCAACUGUGCUACCAGGCAGGCUCCGGGCUGCUAAGACGGCCACUGCCACCGCCACUGCCGAGGGGGGACUGGGGACAUUUUUGGUACAUUGCCCUCAAAUGAUUGUGUAGGAGGUGGCUGAUAAACUGAUGCUGAAAACAACAAUAGACUUUAGGUGACCCCCUUGAACGAUUCUGGUUUGCAUGUGAAUGAGGUUCUCAGGAUGGUUCUUCUGAUUGGUAUGUUUGCUCAGUUGUAGACCAUCAGGACUAAUUUCAUAUAGCAGAAGGUAACUGGUUUAGAACAUUAGAAGUGCCUGCUGCUGGACUAGAGCAAUAGUCCUCUUGAUACUAUCAGCCCCAGCAUCCUUCUGGACUGCCUCUGAUGGGUUUUCUUCUGUUGCAUUUUGAAAUGUCAAACUUUCUAAAUUCCCCUGAAACAGAACUUGAUGAAGGGUGGUAUGCAAACAUUUAACAGUGAUAAACACACAUACACAACAAAGUAAACACAGUCAGAUUUAACUUUCUUAUUUUCCCUGGUUUUAGGGGCUUCUCUGGAAUGCGAGACUUGUGCAGGCGCUGGGAAUACCUGCAAUGGACCUAUGGAAACGUGCUCUCCUGGUUUUGACAUGUGUGCUGUUACUCUGUCGGAGGCCAGACUGGGUAAGUGAAUGGCACCACCAGGGUCCUGUGGACAGAGAAUGGUUCCAAAUACUUUCCCAGCUUCCUCUUCCAUGGCCAGGACCGGUUUCAUCAUUCACAGUAGCAGCUCUGCAGCGUAGUAGACCAACGCAACUGGGGCAAUAGCUUUGGCUUGAUUAUCAGGAGUUUGUGUGCCCAUCCUGCUCUUUUAGCACAGGGUUACCUUCCCCAAUCCUAAAACAGGGAACUAAAAGCUGCUCCUUCAAUUUGAGAGAAGUUAACAGCAUUGGUGGCCUAGACAGUAUGAGGACUAGGACUUUCACACUGGUAUUUAUUAUUAUUUAUUAAAUUUAUCUAACACUCUUCACCAGGAGACCACAGGGCAGUUUACAACACAGGACACAUAAUAAAAGGUCAAUACCCCCACAUAUCAAAAGGCCUUAGAUUGAUUAACAACCAAAGUCCUGGUUAAAGAGGAAUGUUUUCACCUGGUAGCUUCGUUACCAGGUGAGCUGCCCUGGGGAGAGCAGUCCACAAACGGGGAGCCACAGGUAUAAGUAGAGAAACAAAUCUAGUUUGUAGUUGCUUUUGUAAUUAGGCCACAUUCGCAGCAUAUAUUUUAAACACUCUGAUAGCACUUUAAACAAUUACGGCUCCCCCGCCAAAGAAUUCUUUGCUAAGGUUAUGGAGAGUUGUUAGGAGACACCCUCCCUAUUCUCCUUCCCCUGAGCUACAAUUCCCAGAGUUGCCUGUGCAGAGGGGUUGGUUGUUAAAUCGCUCUGGCAAUUGUAGCUCUGUGAGGGGAAUAGGGUCCCAUAACAACUCUCAGCACCCUGAACAAAGUACAAGGGUAUCAUAGAGCUUCAGAUGUAUGCCCUGACCUUAGUGCUGAUCUCACCCAUGAAACAGUAGGAAAAUCAAGUAAUAUCAUAUUAUAUCAAGUAAGAGUGCUCUGAAGACAUACGGUAGGCUGGAUCCAACGGUAGUCGUUCAAAACAAAACCACCAAGUUGCAUCCAACUAAAAUUCAUGGCCCUAUGGUAGUGAUAUCCAACCUCCCCACUCACUUAGAAGAGCCUGGAUGAGAAUAAUAGAGGCUAUAAAUGUCAAUUUUCUGGAGCCCCAGUUCCAUGCCACCAAUUUCUAGCAUCCCAUCUGUAGUUAUCCUUAUGCCUCCCUCCUUCCUUUGCCUGAUUAGAAUGUAGUUGGACCAUCCCUUCAAGGAGCCAGGAUGACUUUCUUCUUAAUAACCUAUUGCACCACCCUAAUGCCUCAUUAAAAAGCUCCAGCUAAAAGGAUAGCACACUGGUCAUCUGGGAAGGACCUCUGUCCUGGACCCUCAGUAUCUUCUGCCACCAGCUGGACUUUCCCAACCAAGUGGCCUCUAGAUGUUUUGGAUUCCAGCUUCCAUCAGCUCCAAUCAUCAGGGUUGAUGAGAGUUGAAGUUCAGAAAUAUCUGGAGGACACCAAGUGGUGGAAUACUGCAAUAGGCUUGAUCGACCAAGGAAAGUGAAAUGACUAUUGCUCAAGAUACUGAGAAGUAGGGUCAACACCACUGUGAUUCUUUUUCACACAUCCUGUUCUUCUUUUAAUGCUUUCAGGAAUGAAGAUGAACUCCGUUGUGAAACACUGUGCGCAAUCCAAAUCCUGCAAUGAUGGCACCUCCAUCAUCAAUUUCGGCAAGACAGGAGAAAUGCUGAGCCAAGUGUUUUGCUGCGUUGGAGCCAAGUGCAAGACAAUGACCCCCACCUGUAUGUUGCUGCCAUGCUCCUCUUGCCUUUCCUCACUCUUAUCUUACUACCUUUCUUUUCUUUUCUUUUCUUUUCUUAAACAGAAACAACAAUCAAAACCUAAUUCCUCUAUUCCUUCACUCUCACAAUGCUCCUGUUUAAUCCAAUGAACUCAGUAUUGGUGCAUUUCAUUUAUUUAUUUCUGUUCAAUUUAAUAAUGGCAGGAAAAACCCCAUGUACAAGGAGCCCUCCCAAUUCCGUAGGGUGAGUUUUGGGAUCGUUCUUCUGCCCCUUGAGAAUUGUAUCCCUUAUUCAAGAAGCAAGAGCCCCCUCAAGUCCAAUUUUAAGGGUUGUCAACCUUUGGGGGCCAGUGGGCAUAUCUGGAAAUUUUAGGAAGUGCCAUGGAUGACAGCCAUAAAUGGCUGCCCUGGGGAGUGGAAUGUCACAAAAUGGCUGCCAUUGCACAAAAUGGCAGCUGCAUCGCAAAGAGCAGAUAAAGCGACAGACCACAGGAUAGUGCAGAUGUGUACCACCCCCCAUCCAUGGGGGGAAAACAACACCACCCAUAGCAGCUAUCAUUAGGUAUAUUCAUAGAGAGAAACUCAUCACAAAGAAGUGAAGGCAAGGUGGUUGCCUGAUCCUCGGAUCCUAUGACAUGUUGCCAUGUUUACGGAGGCAUGUUUAAUGUAGGAGAGGCUGAGCGAGUACAAACAGGAACCAUGCAAAAAUCGCAAACCGUCUUCUUUGGGUUCUGGAGAAGACAUUUAAAGAGAUUUUUUUAUGGGCCCCAAAUGAGAUACUGGCAGACACAUUGGAAUGUGUGAGCCUCAGGUUGACAGCCCCUGCUGCAUUUAAAUUUAGCUUGCCAGUCAUGAGCAAAGUGAGGAAUGGUUUGGAAACAACCCUGCUACCCCCUCAAACGUUCUGACCCACUGAAACAGAAUUAUAAAAUGUCUGGUCAAACAAGUGCGUGACAUUGUCUUCCUGAUUAUCUUGGUGCUGUUUUUCUGUCAUCCCAAAUGUAUGCAGUGACACCCACAAGAAGCAAACCAAAUGGGAAGUUUUGCCCAGCCUGCUACGCUAUGAACAGUGAAUGUGAGGAGGAAUGGGUUGAAUGUAAUGGAGAGGAGAUCUACUGCCUUCAUGUUUCUGGAACUACAGACCUAGGUACCUAAACACAUAUGUAUAUACAGAAGCAAAUCUAUCACAGAAACUCAUACGGACCAUUCUUGUUUUCCCAUCCCAAACAGUGUAGCACCCAGUAUCUCAGGCAUCGCCAACAUUUUUGGACUUGCUUUAAAAAAAGGGGGAAAAAGAAUGAAAACUCAGAGUCUGGGAAACCUAUCCAGGGACACUACUGGAGACCUUCACAGGUGCCAUGGCACUCACGAGGGCCAGGCUGGCAAGGCCUGAUGUAUCUGGGCUGGGAUCGCAGUCCAUGUACUGGUGGCUUCGAGACUAGAGUACUGCAAUGCACUCUGUGUUGGGCUGUCCUGGGGUGUGAUUUAGAAGCUCCAGAGGGAGCAGAAUGCAGCAGCUGGGCUGCUGAUGGGGACAGACGGCUGGCAGCAAGUGAUACCUCUGAUGAAACAUUUCCACUGUCUGCCCAUACACUACAGGUCAAAGGAUCUUAUAUUUGGUCUAGGACACCUCAAAAGCCUCUUCUAUCCCAGCUCACCACUGAGAUCCUGUGGAGGAGAGUUGCUAGUUGUGCCCCAUGAUUCAGAAACCUGAUUGAGGCUGGAUCUACGUUGGUCUUCUAAAUGUCAUUGAAUAAAACAUUCUAUAAUGCUUAAUGGGCAGUUUUCCAUUGCCAGUGGCUCGCAGCUCUACAGCGCCCUCUGGUGUCACAUUUUAAUGAUGCAUUUUUUUAACGUUAUAAGUGUAGAUCUGCCCUGGCUUCAACUAAAAGUUGGGCAUUUAGUAUUGCCCAGCGGUGGAGCAAGCAUAUUGGAGCGGGGCCAGCCGCCUGCGGGGGUGGGGCCAGCCACCCGCGGGGCCUCUGAGGAGUCUGCCUGCCUCCUCCCACUCAGCCACCCUACAACUUAGGGGGAGGCGGCUGGUGGACUGUUAGAGCCUGCGGGCACCCAAGCCCAAGCCACCGAGUCACUCCCAGGAGAGACACAUGGCUUGGGCAUGGGUCCCGUGGUGAAUGCCUCCUGGCAGUUUGUCACCCCCCCCCAGUGGUGACACCUGGGUCAGCUCACCCCCCCUUCCUCCUCCCCUGGUAUUGCCUAGUCCAGUACAGAAUCAGCAGGCAUUCUAACAUUCAGAAGCCGUUUUUAAAAAUGUCAACAGUCCUACUUUUAAGAUGAGCCAGCCAUUUCUUAACUGUUAUGAACUGGAUUUUGGUAUGGGGAGAUGCCCGGUGGCAUUUUGACGAGGUUGGCAUCAGGCGGACGUGGCGACAAGACUUGCAAGCGUGAACCGCACUGAGUCCACAAGAAAAUGUCACGUGGAAGUUGGGUGUGAUAGCUUUGGUCCUCUCUGCCAUGCACAAAAUCAGGAGAGAUUGGACUUCUCUCAGUUCAAUUUGUAUCCCAUCACCAUAGGAAAGGGGUAGAUGGCUAUCACAGUGCAUCACAUAUUGUUGACUGGCAAUCUUCUGCAACCCUCUCUUUAGGAACAUUAGCUGUUAAGACCACCAUGAAGGGCUGUACGAACUCUCCAACCUGUGAGGAACUGAAAGAACAUUCUGGCUCUAUAUCUGGGAUCACUGUUACUUCCUUAAGCAGUUGCAGGCCAGCUGGCAGCACCUCUGGAGGCCACAGGAUCGUUCCAGGAUCAUUUGGACUCUUCCUUGCAGCCCUUGCUGGCCUCCAGUUUGUGAUGCACCUCCCAUGAUUUCGCCCCCUAGGGUGUCUGGCUUGAGGAAUUCCUUGCUGCCGCUUGCUUGCUUGCAUAUGCAGACUAUAGGCUUUCCAGAGCUCUCACUGACCUCAGCAAACACCAGGGAUAGGGCACCAAAUAUGGGCCUUCUAGACCUCUCUAUGUGGCCCUUUGCUCCCUAACCUUCUUGAGUGUUUUUGUCUGUCUGGAAUGAACUUAGCUCAAAUACAGCCGCAACACAUGGCUAAUAAGUAUGGUAAAUGUAUUAUUAGUUGUAGUUAGAAUAUAAUCCAAAAUUUACAAUUCAUAAACAUCGUUAUAUAAUGUAUGUAUAAGUCCAUAAACAAGAAAUAAUCAACGUAAUGAAUUGCUGUCAGGGAACACCACGACACAGGCAGAAUCCCUUUCAAUAGAUAAUGUCCAACAGUAUUGUACUGGUGGUUGCUCCCGUGUGUAGAAUUCAAUAAUGAAUAGCAAACAAGCAGAACAGUGUUUCUGGAUUAAAUCAACUGUUUCGAGAAUGAAUCUUCAUCAGCUAAUAAUAAAAUUAAAUACGUUACAUACAAUGUAUGAAAACAAAAAUAGUAGCGACCAACCUGAAUAUUAGAUAAUAAAUAAAAAAUGAACAAAUGUGGAAUACAUACCAAAUAAUUUGUAAUAAAUUAUCAAUUCAGGUAAAUGUGAUACUUAUAGACCAGUGCUAACUGGUAUAGCCAACUGAUGCUGGUAAUACAGAUGUAUUGAACUUUUAAGGCUGUAUCAAAUAACACGCAGUUAAAGGAAAUUUAAAGGUACAGUGUAUCAAAUUUGGCAUCACAACGCAAAGUAAAACCAUAUGUCACAGACUUUAAAUGAAAUGGAAUGAACUUAGGGCCUGAUGUGCACAGCACAGCAAUGCAUACAUUAGGUGGGCGUGUACAUAUAUUACAUAUAUUACAUGUAUUCAUGAAAAAAAUGCCUUGUAUUAGGGAAAAUUGCUUGUAAAAAAAGGUGUAUAUUGGGAAAACAGCAUACAAAAAUGUGUAUAAUGGUCAAAACUGCAUACAAAAAUGGCUAUAUUAGGAAAAGCUUUCAUAAGCAUGCAAAUAAAUUUGCAUGUGUUUUGUUGUUGCUGCUGCUGUAAAUGCAAACUGCUAUGGCAAUGUGGAGAACAGAAUUAAAGAUUGGGAAAAUGAGAAACAGAUUGGUCUGCCACCUGCUUUUGUGGAAAUUUCCCUCAUGAUUUAGAACUUUGGAGCUUGGAGUCUUUGGGCAGGAAUAUUGAGAAGGAAAAAAUGCGACACUUUUGGUUUCCAUCACGGUGUUCCGUUGUGCCAGAAGUGGUUAGUCAUGCUGGCCACAUGACCCAGAAAGCUGUCUGCGGACAAACACCGGCUCCCUUGGUCUGGAAGUGAGAUGAGCGCCGCAACCCCAUAGUCACCUUUGACUGGACUUAAACAUCCUGGGGUCUUUGACCUUUUUAUUUUUAACCAGCGGUUAAGUACACACCAUAUAGUUAAAGGGCACACACACAAACACACACACAAAAUCCUGGGAACUAUAGCUUAGCCAUCCCAGAGCUACAACCCCUAGCACCCUUAAACAAAUUAAAGUUCCUAGGAUUCUUUGUGAGAUUCCUGCAUUGCAGGGGUUUGGACUAGAUGAUUCCUGGGUCCCUUCCGACUCUGUGAUUUAGAACUCCAUGAUUCUAUGAUAAUUGUGCAAUUUAAGCAGUGCAGUUUAAAUGUGGAAAUGUUUCCCUAGCCCUGCAUAUUUGGCCUACACUCCUGCUCAUCAGUUAAUAUUUCUUUUCCCUGUAUACAAACCUGGGCAAAGUGCAAAGGACAUGGAAGAAUCUAUUCUAUGAGGACCAGGGCGGAUGGAACUGCAUUUCUGGUUUUUGGAUAACUUGGCCAUCCCCUCCCCUCCCCCGCCCUGCCCCCCACCCCCCCCAGUUCUUCUGCAAGAUAGCAUUCAGUGCAUUCACAUGUGACGAAUAUUGCAUUAUGUUUCCUGAUUAUAGUGCUAGUGUUCCUGUCUCAUUCAAUAAUGCUCUUCUCAGCACUGGAAAACUUGUUGCAUUAUGGAACUGUGGCAUUUUGUCCUGAAUUUCAUUCCCACCAAUGGGCAUCCUAUGGUGCAACAACGAACAUCAUUGGACGACAUUGCUUCUUUCACUCUUUCCACACAUGCAUGUUUCUGUCCCCCCAUGAAAAUAUCAGAAAGGAAUGCUAUGCUGAUACGGCGCCUUCAUUAAAAAAAAUAAAAUACUCCCACAAUUUUCUG
Molecule: messenger RNA, 8726 nt
Organism: Podarcis lilfordi (Lilford's wall lizard)
Lineage: Eukaryota; Metazoa; Chordata; Lepidosauria; Squamata; Lacertidae
Source: the annotation of a GenBank genome assembly